Myotis lucifugus (little brown bat) is the source of this 1712-nucleotide messenger RNA. RefSeq names its product coiled-coil domain containing 83 (gene CCDC83). The transcript is spliced from 11 exons. The record is from RefSeq and is a predicted model, not a curated record. NCBI's taxonomy places the organism in Eukaryota, Metazoa, Chordata, Mammalia, Chiroptera, Vespertilionidae. The coding region runs from base 47 to 1324 and encodes 425 amino acids.
AGGAUCUGAAUGUCCUUCAGGUAUUUCUUACUAGCUAAGCAACACAAUGGAAACCCCAGCGAAAGCAAGUAAAAAGGAUACCCAAGAUGGGCUGCCGAGAGAAGAGAGAUUGUCCAUCAGUGAAGCACUUCUACACUAUCACUUGCAAAUAAAGGAGAAUAUAGUAGAACGAUUGAUGGUGCAGAUAAAAAAUCUUAGAGAAAAGAACCAAAAGUCUCAUGACAGAAACGGACGCUUAAAGGAUGAACAGAUUUGGCACAUACGGAACCUACUAAAGGAACUGAGUGAAGAGAAGUCGGAAGGAUUAAAAGUAACAAGAGAGGAUGUCGAAACAGCAAUGAAAGAGAAGUGGAAGUUUGAAAGAGACCAGGAACAAAACUUAAAAGAUAUGCGCUUGCAAAUAAGUAAUGCUGAGAAACUAUUUCUUGAGAAACUCAGUGAGAAGGAAUAUUGGGAAGAGUACAAGAAUGUAGGGAGUGCACAACAUGCUAAACUCAUUAUCUCCUUACAAAAUGACAUCAAUAAAGUGAAAGAGAAUGCGGAGAAAAUGUCAGAACAGUAUAAAAUCACUCUAGAAGAUGCUAGAAAAAGAAUAAUCAGAGACACUUUGUUGCAACUGGACCAAAAGAAGGAAUGGGCCACAGAGAAUGCCGUGCGGUUCAUCGACAAGGGCAGCUACCGGGAGAUCUGGGAGAACGACUGGCUAAAAAAAGAGAUUGCAAUCCAUAGGAAGGAAGUUGAUGUAUUGGAAAAAGCUAUUCAAGAACUGGAAGAAGAAAAUUUGGAGCUCAUUGAUCAACUAUUCAACUGUAGACUUGUGGAUCUCAAAAUACCCAGGCAACUAUAUUUUACCCAAGCUGCGGGGACAGGAACUGGCACUUGCCAAGGAACCCCACCCAUGCACAAAUUUGUGCACCGGGCCUCUAGUAUACACAUAAUUAAUUUCUUUUCCUUCACCCCAGAAAAGUCAAAACCGGAACCCAUAGAAGAAACAAGUAGCAAUAAGAUGAGCUCAUCAGUUGCGUUUGAAGCUUUACCCAUUAGUCAAGAGGAUGAUAUCAGAUCUGACCAGCAGCAGAGCACAGAUAGUGAGAGCUCAUCCAUAGACUUUGGGACCUCUGACAUGAAAUACUUACUCUAUGAGGAUGAGAAGGAUUUCAAGGAUUAUGUAAACUUGGGCCCCCUGGAAGUGAAACUCAUGCGUGUGGAGAGCAAGAAAAUGCAGAUUCAUUUUCAAGAGAAGCCUAUUACAGACAAAUUAUUUGAAGAGGUCAAGGGCCCACAAGUCCACGUCACAUAUAGAAUGAUGAAGUCUUUUCUCUAAGACUGAACGCUGCAAAGUAAAAACAGUUUUUCCUUAUAAAUUUUAUUUGGGAACUAAAAUAUAAAAGCUGCCCACUUUAUUUAUACUUUGGUCCAUUUUUAAACAAGUUGUUAUUUUUAAAGAUCAUUCCAAGAUUCAGCUAUCCAUUUACCUGCAUAGCAUGAGUAACAAAAAUGAAAGUACUAGUUAUAUUUUGAUAUUCAAGUAAUCAGAAGCAUGUCAGUGAGCCCAAGAUGGUCUCUGAGGUUCCCUACCACUUAAACAUUCCCUGAUUGAUCUAUGAUUCCAAAAUGAAAUAGUUCAAGUAGAAAUUUCUCUAAGAAAAAUGUAGAGGUUUGCAUAGCACUGACUACACAUCUUUCUCUCUGAGGAUGCUAAAUGGUAGCUA